AUGGCUUCCUCUUUCAACGAAACAUCCACUGACACGAAAACCAAGCGUGACUACGAGAGCACCAUGAUGGGAGUAGAUGGCGAGAAACUCGCCGUCGAAGAAAUGAAUGGGAGGGAACGACAGAUUGAAGAGCAUGGAAUCCAGAAAUUCAACCGCUUAGGUUGGAAGCGACUGACCAUCGUGCUCGUCGCCGAAGCGGUCGCAUUGGGCACCCUCUCUAUCCCGUCCACCUUUGCUACCCUCGGUAUGGUUGGAGGUGUGAUCACCUGCAUUGGAAUCGGUUUCAUCGCCAUCUACACCAGUUACAUCGUGGGUCGUGUGAAAGUGUUAAAUCCACACAUCACCAACUUCCCCGAUGCCGCCCAACUGUUGUUCAGCAAAUUCGGUUGCGGUCGAUUUGGAUACGAGCUUGUCACUGUCAUGCUUGGCCUCUUGCUGGUGUUCCUAGGAGCAUCGCAUUGCCUUACGGGCACAAUUGCCUUCGAAACCAUCACCGAAAGCAACACGUGCUCAAUCGUAUUCGCCGUUGUUUCCGCCAUCAUCCUGUUCCUCCUUGCUAUCCCACCUAGCUUUACCGAAGUCGCCAUUCUCGGUUACGUGGAUUUUGCUUCAAUUCUGAUCGCAGUUGCAAUCACGAUCAUCGGCACUGGUGUCGAAGCGACAAAAUCCCCAGGUCUCAGCAACGUCAAUUGGUCUGCGUGGCCGAAAGAAAACAUUACCUUCUCCGAGGCUUUCAUCGCUGGUACGAAUAUUGCCUUCGCCUACACCAUCACGCUUUGCCAAAUUUCAUUCAUGGAUGAGAUGCACACCCCUUCCGAUUACAUGAAAUCCAUCUGGUCCUUGGGAUUCAUUGAAAUCAUCGUUUACACCCUGACCGGUGCCCUGGUGUACGCUUUCGUUGGCCAGGACGUCAAGAGCCCGGCUCUUCUAUCCGCAGGCCACUUCCUUAGCCGCCUGGUCUUCGGAAUCGCCCUCCCGGUCAUUUUCAUCAGCGGUUCGAUCAACAUUGUUGUUUUCGGGCGGAUGGUUCACGGGCGGAUAUUCAAAAACUCCUACAUCCGAUUCAUCAACACACCUGUCGGUUGGAUUACUUGGCUUUCCAUUAUCCUGGUUACCGUCAUCGUUGCCUUCAUCAUCGCCGAGGUCAUUCCCUUCUUCAGUGACUUGCUUUCUCUCAUGUCGGCUCUGUUCAUCUCCGGCUUCACCUUCUAUUUCCCCGCUAUGAUGUGGUUCUUCCUUUUGCGAGAGGGUCCCAUCACAACACCCAGGAAUAUCGCUCUGGCGAUUCUGAAUGGGAUCAUCUUUUUGCUCGGACUCUUGAUCCUGGUCGCUGGCACCUACACCUCCGUUCAAGAUAUCGUAAACUCCAUGUCAGACUCGCCGGUUAAGAAAGCAUGUGAUGCCUGUCGCCGACGCAAGGUCAAGUGCAUCUCCCCACGUCCUUGUAAGCAAUGUCAGUCUGCCGGCUUAGUCUGCCGAACGUCGAUACAACGACAGAGGAAAGGUCGACAGGGUCAGACUGCCAACAUUUUGACCGAGCUCCGAUCAAAAGAGAAUGAACAAGUUCCCACGCGGGAAACAAAUAUUUCUUCGCCUUUUGCGGUUCCAAGACUUGAGAGCUUAACAACGCCCCAGUCACCGCAGGUCUCGGGCAGAUGCCAAUUUUCGCGAGCUCCGGGACUUCUGAGUCAUGGUCUUAUCGAUGCUUGUUCGGAAUACUUCUUCUCGCGCAUGCGUGGGACAGUGCCGAUCUUACAACCCAAUGAGUUUCGGAAGCACAUAGAUCUUGCUGGUACGUGUCUCCAUGCAUAUUGCUUGGUCACUGCUUUAUGUGCCUUUGUGGUUACACAAACUGGAUUCGCGGUAGAGCAUGAUGCUUCGGAUCACUUUGUGAACUUCUCGCUUGAGGAAUUCCGGGCCUCCUUGAUCACAGAAGCUACCGAGGCUCGAAAACACAUUGAUCCAGUCACGGAUCCUGUACGCCAAAGCAUUAUCAUCGCAUUUCUUCUCUAUGGAUGCCAUAUCGGGCUUGGGAAUCAAAGACAUGCUUAUUACUUUCUUCGGGAGGCGACAACCCUCUAUACUGCAAGUGCUCUGGACGACCAACCAUCUUCAAGGCAAGCAGACGAUGACCCUUUCGAAGAAGGAAAAUUGUUCUGGUUGCUAGUAAUAUCAGAGAGAGCCCAUGCUAUCAGACGGCAUAGACCUAUCACCCUCCAAGUGACCACCGAAAGCCCUCGAUUGGAAGACGAUCCCGAUUCGCCCACAUCAAAUGCCGGCUUUCUGUGUUUAGUUGAUCUUUAUCGUCCAUUCGACGAAACCUUCCUUGCUCAAUGGAAUGGGACAAAUGCAACAUGCUCGAUUGAGUCGCUAGUCCAACUCCAGGAGCGUAUCCAAAAUGCAGUUCCCGUCGAUCUUGAUUUGCCCGAUAUACUCAUGGCCGACUUGCGCGUAUCUCAACAAUGGCUUCGGAUCAUGAUCUGGCAACUUUCGACCACGGCAGGCUUUUUGUCAACAAGCCCUGCCCAUGCAUGCAUGGAUUUUCGCCACCCUCUACAGAUCGCGGAAGAUUUGUGUCUCGCGACAUGGAAGUUAUCAAAACAGAGCAUGGAAACUCAUGGUAUCGGACUGAUUGAAAAAUUAUUCGAAGUAGCGUGCACCUUGGUCGAUGUUAUGGCCUGCCUCUCGGUAGCAGGUCUCCGCUCCUCUGGUUUCAAGCUUGGCCCACAAGACUAUCUCAAGCACCUAUGUACUCUCAUACAUGACCUUCCAGGGGGGCGGCGAAGAUACCUGCCACUUUUGCUGACCAAGAUACGCCAGACUCUCCCUUCGAUGAUGGAGCCAAUAACGAUUCAUCUCAAUCUCCAACCUUAUCCAGUGGCUACCAGCUCCAUAGCUGGUAGGGAAACUUUGUCGCCCGUGGUCUCCGAUCGAAUCUCGCUACGGGGGAGUCUACCGGGAUCUACUUCAGCUGAUAUGCAUCCAGGGUCAGCUCCUGGGAAUUGGAUAAACGGCAACUUCAACUAUGCAGAGAUGAGCCGUAUAGGUGACAAGACACCGGAGAUCGAUGAGGCAUUUCUUCAGUACACCAGCUACUUCCCCUGA
Molecule: messenger RNA, 3105 nt
Organism: Penicillium olsonii
Lineage: Eukaryota; Fungi; Ascomycota; Eurotiomycetes; Eurotiales; Aspergillaceae
Source: the annotation of a GenBank genome assembly